Periconia digitata is the source of this 550-nucleotide messenger RNA. Lineage: Eukaryota; Fungi; Ascomycota; Dothideomycetes; Pleosporales; Periconiaceae. The record is from the annotation of a GenBank genome assembly.
UCAUACGCAUUAAAAACGGGAACUCCUUCCAAAUCUCCCCAAUCAUCACUUCACACGACCACAUAUUCAAUAUUCCACCAUGUCCAGUAUAUUAGGAUUCGAGAAGAAUAUAUCGUACUUCACGAUCCCUAUUGCACUCAUCCUUCCUCUCUGCGCCCGAUUCUACUCAGGACUAUCUGGACCAGGCGCCAAACUCUUUGAUCGACUAAACCCAAGAGGCUUCACCGAGACACUCCAAAAAGCGGAUUUAAAUGAAGAUCUCCGUGGCCGUCUCCUCCGUGCCGAAGCAUGCUCAGCAAACGGCUUUGAGGUCCUGCCCGUCUUUGCGGCGGCCGUAACGGCGGGGAAUUCUUCAGGCGUGUCUGCGCAAACGAUGAAUUUGCUUACCAUUGGUUGGGUGCUGAGUCGGGUGGUUUAUUCCUAUGUGUAUAUCUUCUACCAAGGGAGGGAGAAACUGGAGUUUGGACAGGCACCAUUGAGGUUUAAGGUGUGGUCUAUUGGCGCGGGGAUCUGCAUGACUAUGUUUGUUAUGGCUGGUCUAAAAGUAUGA